AUGCCCGAUGUCUCUACAGAUUUGCCAAACCCUGAACUGCCACUUCCUGAUGAUGUGUCUAAUGCUGCAGUCCCACACUGUGUUGAUCCUGUUGAGGAACCUCAAGUGGUAGAGCUAGGCUGCUCUAGCCGGCUGGACAUCCUGGAUCCCGAGGAGGUCAAGUACAUCGAGAGCCAGGUGAAAGGGGUUAUAGGUCAAUCUGUGUUACUGGAAUGUGGACAGUCUGUGCCCACCAUUUACAUUUGGGGUUUCACCAGACCCGGCUUCAGUGACAUUCGGGCAGUCAUGUACAAUUAUGGAAUGGGCCCCAAGCUGCAGAAAAUGGCCUCCAUAUUUGGUGACGUGAAGGUCCUCUCCGACAGUGCAUCCUUGGUCAUAGAUAACCUGCAUCUCGCAGCUGAGGGAAGAUUCACGUGUCAAAGUUUGUAUGACACCAACGACGGGGCGAAGCUUGUCUACGUCUUCGUCGAUUUACACGUCCUGGUUCCAAUUUCCAAACCAUCCAUUCAGAUGAGCCUCUCGGUUCCAAUUGAAGGGUCCAUGAUUUCAAUAUUGUGUUCUGUGGAGAAUGGAACUGGACCCCUGGAGUACAUUUGGAACAGGCAGGCAACUGUGUCCAGAAGUCCCGUCAAUGUCUCUGAGAGCACAGACAGCCUUCUGAAUCUGACCUCAGUAAACAGAAACCACACGGGCUGGUACACCUGCACGGCCAAGAAUGAGGUGAAUGAAGAGACCAGUGAUCGGGUUUGGCUCGAUGUCAUCUAUGGUCCUGAUCAGCCAGCCAUCAAUGUCACUCCUUACGCUCUCAACUCUGUCGGCUAUUCAGCCAUUGAGCAGGACACCAUCUCCAUGACCUGUUCAGCCUCUUCCAAUCCGCCCAGCCAGUACAUUUGGUUCCACAAUAACUCUCAGAUCUACGCUGGGCAGCAGUUUGUCAUUGAGCGAAUUUCCCGAAGUCAGACGGGAACCUACAUGUGCCUUGCUCACAAUACAUUUCUCAACGCUAGGACCAAGACUGCCAUCGUACUCACUGUCUACUAUCUGCCUGCCGGGAUGCCCAUCUGCACCGUGCUAUCUGUUAAUGAUAAUCGGGAUAUAGCUUUGUGGUGCUCUUGGGAAGGUGGAGACCCGCCAGCGACUCUCCAGUGGGUUAAUACAGCAAGAGAUGGCAUUGACGUCGAGAGAAAAUCCAGUAUUUCAGCAGUAAAGCCAGGACGGGAGACCUCAAACAACAGUACCUAUUCCUGCCGAGCCUCUCACCCAGUUUUGAAGGCAGACUGGUCCUGCAGAGCCACUGCAUUGUUGCCUGAAGGGAAGCCCAAAUGUUCGGCCACUGCCGUGAAAAGUUUGGAAUACACCAUGCUAUCGUGCAGUUGGGAAGGAGGCCUACCCCAGGCUUCCCUGCAGUGGAAGAAUUGGAGAGGCAAUUUCCUGGGUAAAGCUGAACGGUCCAUCAGCAAUCAGGUGCUAAAGUCUAGUCCAACAUACAGUGGCAAGGAAUUUAUCUGUCAAGCAACACAUCCUUUGACCAGGAGCAGGGCAUGCAGUAUCCAACUAGAGGCUCCUGAUCUUCUUACCUCGAGAAAUGCCUUGACAGUGUUUGAAGGGACUGAUGUCCAUCUGACCUGCAUCCUUAAAGCUGCUUAUCCUUCCUCGGAGAUCGUCUGGCAUAAUAAUAGGAAUGAAAGCGUCUGGCUCAUGCCCAGAAAGUACCUCCUGCACCAGGAGACUUUCUGGUCAAACCUCACCAUUCGAGAAACAGAUGGAGACCGUGACAAUGGAACCUAUUGGUGCACAGCAAGCAAUGUGGUGGGGAGUUCCACCCUCAGCAUCCAGCUCCACGUGAAUAAAUACCCCACGCCCCCGAAUGUGACCAUCAGCAAGCUCCUGUACGGCCGCCAGAGAACGGAGGUGGUCCUGGAAUGGAUGACUCGUGGCUCCGGUGAUUUAACAGGUUUCAUGAUACAGAGGAGGCCUGCAAGACGAUCCAUUAGGAUUCGUGGUAGAACCAAGCUGGAGGAGUCCAUCACCAACCCAUAUACCCCCUGGCAUAUUGUCGCUAGUGCCAUUGACCCUGCCAUCAGAGGUCACAAGCUGGGGGGCAUGGACCCCAGUGUCUUAUAUGCUUUCCGUAUUUUGGCUGUCAAUCACAAGACGAAAGGGUAUCCUUCAGAAGUUAAAACUCCAGCUGACCCUCCUUUUAGUGCCUUGCCAGCAGUGAUUGGUGCUGCCGUGGUCGGAAUGCUGGUUGCCGUAGUAGGAACCGUAUUGGUGUUUCUCUACGUUAUGAGGAACCGUGAAAACAUUCCAUGGCUACACGACCUCCUGUUUCAGCGACCACCUAGUGAAUCGCGGGAGCAGAUUAAUUAUCCGGAAGAUGCUGAUGUUACUUCCCCCACUGAGGGAGAAGACAUCCAGGAUGGCAGGGAACAGGCAGAAGGUACCCAAUAG
Messenger RNA from Carcharodon carcharias (great white shark), 2451 nucleotides. Its product is annotated as V-set and immunoglobulin domain-containing protein 10-like 2. Gene Ontology annotation, molecular function: cell adhesion molecule binding. NCBI's taxonomy places the organism in Eukaryota, Metazoa, Chordata, Chondrichthyes, Lamniformes, Lamnidae. The transcript has 11 exons. Gene Ontology annotation, biological process: cell-cell adhesion. The coding region runs from base 1 to 2451 and encodes 816 amino acids. Gene Ontology annotation, cellular component: cell-cell junction. The record is from RefSeq and is a predicted model, not a curated record.